Messenger RNA from Hibiscus syriacus, 739 nucleotides. Its product is annotated as probable calcium-binding protein CML25. Gene Ontology annotation, molecular function: calcium ion binding. The record is from RefSeq and is a predicted model, not a curated record. Bases 20 to 739 code for a protein of 239 amino acids. Lineage: Eukaryota; Viridiplantae; Streptophyta; Magnoliopsida; Malvales; Malvaceae. The transcript has 2 exons.
AAGAGAGAAUAAAAAUCCAAUGGGAUUCGGGUCGAUUUUCAAUCGGAAAAAGAAGAAACCACCACUUACUUCAUCAGCAUCUCCAGCCGUUCCGCCCAAUGGGUCACCCUUAUUUCAAUCUCCAAUGCAAUCUCCAACCCAAAUCCAGCUCCAAGAACUCGAAGAAGUCUUCAAGAAGUUCGACGCCAACGGCGACGGCAAGAUCUCGUCGUUGGAGCUGGGUUCCAUCAUGGGUUCCCUCGGCCAAAAACUGUCCGACGAAGAACUCCACAAGAUGAUCAAAGGUCGCCCCGACGGCGAUGGGUUCAUAGGCUUCGAGGAAUUCGUGGAGCUGAAUACCAAGGGGAUUGAUUCCAAUGAGGUUUUGGAGAAUCUGAAAGACGCGUUCUCGGUGUAUGAUCUAGACGGGAACGGUUCGAUUUCGGCGGAUGAACUCCAUAAGGUGCUUCAAAGCCUGGGGGAUGAUUGCUCCAUUGCUGAAUGUAGGCAGAUGAUUAGUGGCGUCGAUAACGAUGGGAAUGGGUUGAUUGAUUUCGAAGAGUUUAAGGUUAUGAUGAUGGCUGGUACAAGGGCAUGGUUAAAGGAGGUUUUGAAUAUUUUUAAGUCGGUUCAGGCUUCACGCGUUGAUUUGAUUUUGGUUGGGCUGUGUGAGGACCAUCAGUUUAUGGUGGUCGGCGUUUGGCCAGUGAGAAUGACCUUGGGUUUUUUAGUGGUCAACUGCGUGAGAGGAAGUGAGUAA